AUGGCUAGCAACUUCACUUCCACCUCCAACGACGAGGAAGAAAAUCAUUACGUCAACAUUGAUAGCAUGGUUUUCAAAGAAAGUGUUGUUUAUGAUACUCCAACUCCACGGCCUCCCCAGAUACUGGCAGUGGCUGCCAUUGACUUCGGGACGACCUUUUCGGGAAUGGCAUACUCUUUUGUUGCCGAUUAUAAACGUUCGCCUCUUCAAAUUGAAGCCAAAGUAUGGCAAAGCACGAGAGGAUCUGGAGUGAUGUCACACAAAACACCGACCUGUCUCCUACUUCGUUCUGAUCAAACGUUCGAGGCAUUCGGAUACGAGGCUGAAGACCAGUACGCGGAACUAGCUGAAGAAAAUGCCCAUUACGGUUAUCGGUACUUCAAAAAUUUCAAGAUGAUUCUUCAUACAGAAGAGAAUUUAACGAGAGAUACUAAAAUCAAAGACGAACAAGGCAAUGCACUUCCGGCGAUGCUGGUGUUCACUGAAUGCAUCAAAUAUCUGCGGGAUGAAAUGAUGAAGACUCUUAAGACAAAAGGGGACCUUGUUCGGGCGAAUGAGAUCAGAUGGGUACUAACAAUGCCGGCUAUAUGGGGCGACUCUGCCAAACAGUUAAUGAGAGAGGCAGCUGAAGAGGUAGGUAUAGAGCGACGCCAGUUGGUUAUUGCGUUAGAACCGGAAGCUGCAUCUAUCUACGCAAAGGAGAAACUAGCACAGAGGAUAAUCAAGAAAGAUGGAACCGCCCUCCUAGCUCCUUAUGCUCCGGGAACGAAAUACAUGCUUAUCGACUUAGGAGGUGGUACUGUGGAUAUUACUGUACGAGAGGUGCUGGAGAACAGGAAUCUCAAGGAGGUCCAUCAGGCUACCGGUGGCGCCUGGGGAGGGAUGGAAGUCAACGCCCAAUUCCUCGGGUUCAUUUCGAAGCUUGUCGGCGAAAAUGUCUUGUCAGAGCUACGUUUGCAUUAUAAGGCUGAUUACUUGGAACUGGAAAGAUCUAUAGAGAUGAAGAAACGCAAUGUAGAAGGCGAUAAAUAUGGCAGAUUAAUGAUUCCACUUCCUUGCUCUCUGAUGGAAGUUUAUGAGAAAUUAAAUAAUGGUGCUAAAUUGGGUAACAGAUUAACUUUUGAAACCGAAUAUGCAGGAAAAGUGGAUAUUUCAAGAGGUCAUUUACGAAUAAACAAGGAAAUUGCUGCUAGUUUUUUUCGACCAGUUGUCGAUAGCAUCGUUAAUCACCUCAGAGAUUUACUUCAACUGCCGGAGGCGUCGGACUUGGAAGACAUAAUUUUAGUCGGGGGAUUUGCAGAUUCAAGCAUUAUCAAAACGACAUUAACAGAAAUAUUUAACACCAAACGCUUGGUGAUUCCAGAAAACGCGGGACUUGCUGUGCUUAAAGGAGCCGUCCUCUACGGCCAUAACCCGGAUGUUGUUAAAGAGCGCAUCGCUAAGUAUUCUUACGGUACAAGGUCUUACAGGUACUUCAUGGAGGAUUUUGAUCCCCCAGAAAAACGACACGUCAUUGACGGUGAAACCUACUGUGGUGACUGUUUCGGUAAGAUAGCCGAGGUGGGAACGUCCUAUCUGCUUGGUGAUGGACAAGACAUUGAACUGAGUCCAGUCUCUGGAGACCUCACCAAAAUGGCUGUAGAUAUAUACAAAUCCACUGAACCUGAUCCUGUCUACGUGACAGACAACGGGUGCUCCUAUCUCGGCAAGAUCACCGUCAAUAUGCCUGACAGGUCUCAGGGAAAAGAGAGGACAGCGAAAGUCAGGAUUACUUUUGGGGAUACAGAACUUAUCUGUGAAGGUAUUGAUGAGGCGACUGGCAAGCGUACCAGGGAGGUCCUGGACACACUCAGUCGGACGUGA
This is a messenger RNA of Ylistrum balloti, 1863 nucleotides long. RefSeq names its product heat shock 70 kDa protein 12A-like. The transcript is spliced from 5 exons. The coding region runs from base 1 to 1863 and encodes 620 amino acids. NCBI's taxonomy places the organism in Eukaryota, Metazoa, Mollusca, Bivalvia, Pectinida, Pectinidae. Gene Ontology annotation, molecular function: ATP-dependent protein folding chaperone; ATP binding. The record is from RefSeq and is a predicted model, not a curated record.